AUGGAUAAAUUGCAUCAUGGUUUGUGCUAUGAGUCACUCCAGCUAAAGGAUUUGAAUAUUUACCUGGAAGCCGGUAGUUUUCCUAGUACAGACUGCUACAUCCGUACAGCAGGAAGUCCAUGUUCCUUCUCCACGCCAAUAAGUCAUAAUAGAAUGUCUUGUAAUUGUAGCAGUCCAGAAUCCAGAUUGAGAAGCAAAGCAAGGAGUUUCAAAGGCACACCAUCAAUUAUAAGGAAAAGAAGUUCAAAAACUUUGAGACAAGCUGGCGAUGCAACUUAUAGUGAUCGUAUUUUGGCACUAGAAGCUGAUAAUGGCUUCCGGUCACUAGGUUCUUGUUCGUCUGACAAAGAUGAUGGUGUGGAUCUAUUAAACAAGAAGCAGCUUUUUCUUUCUCCUCCAAAAUCUCAGAAGCUUGAAACUUCAGAAGACAUGAAGUCUAUAGAAAAACGCUUGGAAUAUGCUUUUAACGUAGAAGGCUCUGAAGCCGGUCCUAAGGUUUGGUCCAUGAAUCCAAAACUAGGAGCAUCACUACCAGGACGGUUAGUCAAAGGUUUUCUAGCAGACGUUGGAAUCCAUGCUUCUCUCCCUCAAAACUCUUUUUCCAAAGAUUUCUAUUCUGAUAUCUUUCGCGAUCUCCUCAAAGCCGACAAUGUCCAACGUCGCCUCGUCUCCUGCAUCGUCCCUGUCUUACCUGUUAUUGGUAAUUACUUCGGUAGCCUACAUGGAGGGGCUGUUGGAGCUAUAGCAGAGAGAGUGUCCGUUGCUUGUGCUAGAACUGUAGUGGCUGAUGAUAAAAAACUGUUUCUUGGUGAAUUGAGCAUCUCUUAUCUCUCUGCAGCAAAACUAAAUGAGGUGUUGAUGGUUGAAGCGUCUGUAGUGAGGAGUGGAAGGAAUUUGACUGUAGUUGCAUCCGAGUUCAGAAUCAAGAAAACCAGAAAGUUGGUCUAUACUUCUCGUGCUACCUUCUAUCACAUGCCUGCUGCCAAUGGAUCCAAGCUCAAGGUUAAAAGGAUCUUUCAUGCUGAAGGGUAA
Molecule: messenger RNA, 1032 nt
Organism: Dovyalis caffra
Lineage: Eukaryota; Viridiplantae; Streptophyta; Magnoliopsida; Malpighiales; Salicaceae
Source: the annotation of a GenBank genome assembly